GACAGCAUGGGGAAAGGUUUCUAUAUUGGUAAAGCUGUUGGGAUAGUGGGUAUCAUCCUGUGUGCAGGGGCCCUGGCUACGAUCAUUGCUCUAUCAGUUGUUUACUCACAGGAAAAGACAAAAUCUAAUAAUCAGGUCUCGCCAACGGCUGGAGGAACAACAGCCAACCCCCCUGUCACACCCUCUCCGUCAAAUGAGCCUUGGGACAAGUAUCGGCUACCCAAGACCUUGGUGCCGGACCACUACAAUGUCACCUUGUGGCCACGUCUGACUUUAAAUACGACAACUGGACUCUACAUCUUUACUGGUGAGUCCAGUGUGGAGUUUAAGUGCGCCGAGGAGACUGACCUGAUUCUCAUCCACUCCAAUAAGCUGAACUACACCAAAUUGGAAAAUGACCACUUGGCGAGGCUCACAUCAGUCAAUAGUGGGGACAAAGCCCCCUCAAUCAAGUAUUCCUGGCUCCAGGGUGUGACUCAGUACCUGGUACUACAGCUUAAUGGUAAACUGGUUAAGGACCACAGGUACCACCUCGACACAGAAUUUACCGGAGAGCUGGCUGAUGACCUGGGAGGCUUCUAUAGAAGCGAAUACCAGGAGGAUGGCAUAACUAAGGUUGUCGCUACUACUCAGAUGCAGCCAACAGAUGCUAGGAAGGCAUUUCCCUGUUUUGACGAGCCAGCUAUGAAAGCUAUUUUCUACAUCACGCUAAUCCACAACCAUGGAACUGUAGCCCUGUCCAACGGCGAGGUGAAAGAAUCAAGCAAUGUCACCAUUGAAGGUCACAAUGUGCAGAAGACAACUUUUGAGCCAACUGAGAAAAUGUCCACCUACCUCUUGGCAUUCAUUGUCAGUGACUUUGCCUUCAUCAAUAAUACCAUCGAUGGAGUUUUGAUUCGUAUCUUCGCCAAGAAGUCUGCUAUUGCUGCUGGUCAAGGAGAGUAUGCCCUUAACAAAACUGGACCCAUCCUUAAGUUCUUUGAGAGGUAUUACAAUUCCAGAUACCCUCUGCCAAAGUCUGAUCAGAUAGCUCUACCAGACUUCAAUGCUGGAGCCAUGGAAAACUGGGGUCUGAUCACAUACAGAGAGACAGCACUGCUCUACGAUGAAAAGUUCUCCUCCAACUCCAACAAGCAAAGGAUUGCGACCAUCAUCGCUCAUGAACUGGCUCACAUGUGGUUUGGUAAUCUGGUGACCGUGAAGUGGUGGAAUGACUUGUGGCUGAAUGAAGGCUUUGCAUCCUAUGUUGAGUACCUGGGAGCACAUGAGGCCGAACCCGACUGGAACGUGAAAGACCUUAUCGUGCUCAGUGACGUCCAUAGGGUGUUUGCCGUCGAUGCUCUGGCCUCUUCUCACCCCCUGUCCUCUAGAGAAGAGGACAUCCAGAAACCAGCCCAGAUCAGUGAGCUGUUCGAUGCUAUCUCAUACAGCAAGGGAGCAUCUGUUCUGAGGAUGUUGUCGGACUUCCUAACUGAAGAAGCCUUCACAGAGGGACUACAGACCUACCUGAAAAGAUUUGCGUUUGGAAACGCAGUCUACACAGACCUAUGGGAUCAUCUGCAGAUGGCUGUUAUUGCUCAUGGCAUUAACCUUCCAGACACUGUCAAAAAUAUCAUGAACACAUGGGUGCUGCAGAUGGGCUUUCCUGUGGUUACCAUUAAUACCACGACUGGUGUUGUGUCCCAGGAGCACUUUCUCUUGGAUCCAGACUCUGAAGUCACUGCUGUAUCUCCCUUCAACUAUGAAUGGAUUGUGCCAAUCAAGUGGAUGAAAACUGGAUUUAUCCAGGAACCACAAUGGCUGAGAAGUAAAUCAGCCACAAUUAUUGAAAUGAAGGCACCACUGACUGACUGGGUUCUGGCCAACCUCGACGUGGUGGGUUACUACAGAGUCAACUAUGACCAAGGCAACUGGAACAGACUCGUAGAUCAUCUGAAGAAUAAUCAUAAGCUUAUUCCAGUUAUUAACAGAGCUCAGUUGGUGGAUGAUGCCUUCAAUUUAGCCAGAGCAAAGAUCAUCCCUACAGAACUGGCCCUUGAUACCACCAAGUACCUGAACCAGGAGAGAGACUAUAUGCCCUGGGAGUCAGCCCUGAGUAACCUGGACUUCUUCUACCUCAUGUUUGACCGCAGCGAGGUUUAUGGUCCCAUGCAGAAUUAUCUGAGGAACCAGGUCACCCCUCUGUUCGACUACUAUAAGAACAUGACUGACGACUGGAGCAAAGUUCCUGAUGGACACAUGGAUCAGUAUAACCAGGUGAAUGCUAUCAGCAUGGCUUGCAGGACAGACCUUGAGGAAUGUCUACUUUUGUCUAAGACAUGGUUCAAUCAAUGGAGGACCACUAGUGAAAACAAGAUCCACCCCAACCUGCGCUCCACUGUGUACUGUAAUGCUAUCGCAGCAGGUGGCGCUCAAGAGUGGGAGUUUGCUUGGACAGAGUUUCAAAAUACCACCAUUGCUAUUGAAGCUGACAAACUCCGCUUUUCCCUUGCCUGCACGAAGCAACCCUGGCUGCUCAACAGGUACCUGGAGUACACUCUGAUUCCAGGCAUGAUCCGAAAGCAGGAUGCCACCUCCACUAUCGUUUACAUUGCUAACAAUGUGGUUGGACAGUCUCUGGCGUGGGAUUUUGUCAGGGCUCGAUGGUCAUACAUUUUCACAGAGUAUGGUGGUGGAUCAUUCUCUUUCUCCAACCUGAUCAACGGAGUCACCCAACGCUUUUCCACAGAAUUUGAGCUUCAACAGCUGGAGAAGUUUAAGGCAGAAAACAGUGAGAUCGGUUUUGGCUCUGGGACGCUGGCAGUGGAUCAGUCCAUUGAGAGAACCAUCAGCAACAUAAAAUGGCUCACAGAGAACAAAGAGAAUGUUCUGAAUUGGUUUAACACGGCCUUGUAG
This is a messenger RNA of Cyclopterus lumpus (lumpfish), 2895 nucleotides long. Its product is annotated as aminopeptidase N-like. Gene Ontology annotation, cellular component: cytoplasm. The record is from RefSeq and is a predicted model, not a curated record. Gene Ontology annotation, biological process: proteolysis; peptide catabolic process. Gene Ontology annotation, molecular function: peptide binding; metalloaminopeptidase activity; zinc ion binding. Bases 7 to 2895 code for a protein of 962 amino acids. Lineage: Eukaryota; Metazoa; Chordata; Actinopteri; Perciformes; Cyclopteridae. The transcript is spliced from 21 exons.